AGCUUCCCUUCUUCCUCUGCGUUUGCCCAGAAAGAUCCUUUAACCCGAUCAACCCUAAACCCUAAUCGUUUGUAGCAAGCAACAGCGAAAUCGCCUCCAUACGCCGUGGAUUUCUGAGGGAACACUUAGAUGGAUAACAACAAUUGGAGGCCUUCCGGAGACCAACAGAGACAACUGUAUCAAUCCCAAGGAACCCUCCCGGAGAUGCCAUCAUACUCCACGGCACAGACGGAAUGUGGAAAUGCGGUUGAUUGGCAAGAGGAGGUUUUCCAAAAGGUUGUUUUCUUUUUUUUUCUAAUUUGGAUCAAAACUAUACAAGCAGCGUACUUACCAGAUCUUGUCGAAAUCUAUCGGAGAGCUGCAGCCAAGGUGCAGCAAAUGGACUCUGUUCCGCAGCAAAGAAGAUCAGAGCAGUUUGAGAAAUUGAAACAAUUCAAGGCAGCGGUGGAGCGAAUGAUACAAUUCCUUUCGGUGUCAAAGAGCAAUAUCAUACCUGCAUUAAAGGAUAAGGUGGCUAUUUAUGAGAAACAGAUUAUAGAUUUGGUAAAUAUGCUAAGGCCGAGGAAUCCAGUACAGCAAGGGCAGCUUCCGGAAUCUCAGAUGCAGCCUAUCCAGCAACAAUCAUCUCGUGGUAUGUUUUCUUCUCAAGGCCAACAACAGUCACAAAAUCAGCCAUCCCAGCAGCAGAUGAUGCCCCUUCAGUCGCACCGUCAGCAGUUACGUUUGCAAGAACAAUCUAAUCUGCUACAGCAGGACGUGCAACAAAGGCUACAGUCUUCAGGCCAAGUCACAGGUUCCCUGCUUCCACCUCAAAAUGUAGGGGACCAACGGAGACAACUAUAUCAAUCACAAAGAACCCUUCCAGAGAUUCCCUCAGCAUUUUUAGACUCCAUGGCACAGACGGAAAGUGGUUAUGGGGUUGAUUGGCAAGAAGAGAUUUUCCAAAAGAUCAAAACUUUGAAAGAUGCGUACUUCUCAGAUCUUACAGAAAUCGACCAGAGAGUUGGAGCCAAGUUGCAGCAAUAUUCUCUUCCGCAGCAACAAAGAUCAGAGGAGUUUGAGAAAUUGAAACGAGUCAAGACAAUGUUGGAGCGAAUGAUACAGAUCAUAUCGGUUUCAAAGAGAAAUAUCAUGCCUGCAUUAAAGGAAAAGGUGGCUUUUUAUGAGAAGCAGAUUAUACUUUUCGUAAAUGUGUACAAGGGGAGUAAGCCAGUACAGCAAGAGCAGCUUCCGGAAUCUCAGAUGCAGCCUAUGCAGCAACAAUCAUCUCCGCACGGUAAUCUUGCCGUAAACAGAGGUGACUGGAGAGCUCUACAUCCACCAGGUUCACGCCAGAAGAAUGUCAACACGCUAUUGGAAACACUGAAGAAACAUGUUCCAUAUUCUGGGGAAGAAGGAAUCGAAGAGCUCAUGAGAAUUGCUGUCAGUUUCGAGGAGUUAAUUUUCAACACCGCAAAAGAUCAGAUGGACUACUUUUGCAAAAUAUCCUUGAAGAUGCAGAGUAUGGAAGAGGGAAGCUAAGCGAAAUAAGAGGGGGAAGGCAAGUUUGCAUGUACAUAUUUGUAUAUAAAAAAGCAACCUGCAAGAGUUUAAAAAGAAAGGCAUGAAUAAACAUGUUAAGUGUUAUUACCUUUGAAGUGGUUUCUUGUUUCUUAGUAUCGGUAGCAAUGGGAAAAAACCUUUCUUUUUUUGGUCGAAACGAAAACUAAUAGAGUUGUCACUUAUAAA
Messenger RNA from Brassica oleracea var. oleracea, 1728 nucleotides. RefSeq names its product mediator of RNA polymerase II transcription subunit 15a-like. Gene Ontology annotation, biological process: regulation of DNA-templated transcription. The coding region runs from base 130 to 1521 and encodes 463 amino acids. The record is from RefSeq and is a predicted model, not a curated record. The transcript has 11 exons. Gene Ontology annotation, molecular function: chromatin DNA binding; transcription coactivator activity. Lineage: Eukaryota; Viridiplantae; Streptophyta; Magnoliopsida; Brassicales; Brassicaceae.